Amaranthus tricolor (Joseph's coat) is the source of this 3393-nucleotide messenger RNA. Its product is annotated as golgin candidate 5-like. Lineage: Eukaryota; Viridiplantae; Streptophyta; Magnoliopsida; Caryophyllales; Amaranthaceae. The transcript has 19 exons. Bases 436 to 3240 code for a protein of 934 amino acids. The record is from RefSeq and is a predicted model, not a curated record.
UCACAAUUUUGGUUACAUAGAGUAAUUUUUUUCAUAUUUUUCAUGAUUCUCCCUUGGUAUUUCAGUUGGUUCACCAUGUAAUAAAAUGUAAAUCAUACUCCGUAUAUAAGUAUUUCAUCUUCUUCCUCCUCACCUCAAUCUGCAGCUGAUCACGGUGGAGUAAACAACUGUGCUCUCUCCUUUUUAUUCUACACUCUCUUUUCUUCCAUUUCCCGCUACAUUUUUCUCUUCUUUCUCGAUUCUUUGGAUCUUUCCAUUCAUUUUCAGAUUCUCGUACUUAUAUCCAAAUCAUAUUUUCUUUAUUGAUCAAUUUCUUAUUUGUUUUGCACGAUUCUAAUCAUAUUGCGACACUCAAUUGUGAAAUGACAUUUUUUAGGGUUUAGUGUUGCAUGAAUCUAAAAUCAUCGUAUUAUUGAUCGAAUCCAAGAUCAAAAUAUGGACUGGUGGGGCGGAAAAGUGUCUUUGGGAAACUUGGAUUUCUCAGAGGCAGUUAAUAAGCUUCAAGAAAGUGUAAAGAAUAUUGAAAAGAAUUUUGAUAGUGCUCUUGGUUUAGAGGAUAAGCCUAUGUCUAGCGAUGAAGCUUCUGGACUAAGCACCUCUUCUAGUAGUAGAAAUGCACUAUUUGAUCCAGUUAUGGCAUUGAUGGGCCGUAGAGUAAAGGAAAAUACAGAUGAGCCAGAGGGCAGUGAAACCCUUCCGGAUGAAGCAAAAAAAAUAGUAAGUAAAGAUGAAUUACCAGAUGUUUCAGAAAGAAAUCAGGAUCUAUCUGUUAUUGAGGUGAAAGAUGAUGAUGUUGAAACUGAACCUAAGCCUUCCAUGGAGGUGAAAGAGGGGGAGGUGAAUGAAGAAAAGGUUCAUGUUGAUUCUGAAGUUGUGGAUGAUAUGGAUCAGUCAGAAGACUCCAGUAAAGUAAAUUCUGAUGCACAGGAACCUGUCACCUCAUCUGAGUCCACAUUUCACAAUAUUUCUAGGACAGCAGAGUCUGAUACGGAGCUUGACAAGGAGGGGAAACCUGAGGUAAUAUCCUCUGAACAUCGAGAAUCAUUUGAAAACAAACUACAACAUGAUGAAGUGACUCAAGACCAUAUUGAUACAAUUACAAGUAUGGAAGCAAGUGUGCAGGAGCUAGCUGUGGACACGGGAACCACUGCUGAAUGUGAGGAGGAUUUGAAAAGUAACCUUGCUGGAAAUCUGGUUGAACACUCCAUGCCUAUUGGUUUCACUACUGUUGUUGAAUCUGUAAGUCCUACUGAAUUAGUCAACAAAUUAUCUGACGAACUUCCUAACACUGUUAUUCAAGAAAUGCUUUCUGAGGAAAGUAAUUUAAACGUUGCACCUGCUCAAGUGUUAAAACCAUCUAAAGAAGAUGAAAUGCAUGUCAAGGAGAUGAAAAUGAUGGAGGCUGCAUUGCAGGGAGCUGCCCAACAAGCUCAAGCUAAAGCAGAUGAGAUAGCCAAAUUAACGAGUGAAAAUGAACAGUUGAAAUCUGUCAUAGAGGAUUUGAGGAGGAAAUCCAAUGACGCAGAAAUUGAGUCGUUGCGCGAGGAAUACCACCAAAGGGUUGCAAUUCUUGAACGGAAGGUUUAUGCUCUUACGAAGGAAAGGGAUACAUUACGGCGGGAGCAGAACAAAAGAAGUGAUGCUGCUGCUCUCCUGAAGGAAAAAGAUGAAAUUAUCACUCAAGUAAUGGCUGAGGGAGAAGAGCUCUCAAAGAAGCAAGCUGCACAAGAAGCUCAAAUUAGGAAAUUAAGGGCACAGAUUAGAGAAUUGGAUGAAGAGAAGAAGGCUUUGAUUACCAAACAACAGCUUGAAGAGAAUAAAGUGGAAAGUAUAAAGAAAGACAAGGCAGCAACUGAAAAGUUGCUACAAGAAACAAUUGAAAAGCACCAAGCAGAGCUUGCUAGUCAGAAGGAAUACUAUUCUAAUGCUUUAAACGCAGCAAAGGAAGCCGAAGCAUUAGCGGAGGCACGCGCCAGUAAUGAAGCCCGAACGGAGGUUGAGGGACGUCUAAGGGAGGCUGAGGAACGUGAAACAAUGUUUGUCCAAGCCCUUGAGGAAUUAAGGCAGACGUUAAGCAGCCAGGAGCAACAGGCCAUUAUGAAGGAAGACAUGUUAUGCGGAGAGAUUGAGGAUCUUCACAAAAGAUACCAGGUUAGCGAGCGCCGUUGCGAGGAACUUGUUUCUCAAUUACCUGAAUCGACUAGGCCUCUAUUGCGACAAAUUGAAGCUAUGCAGGAAACGUCUGCUAACAAGGCUGAAGCUUGGGCAGCUGUGGAGAGAACACUUCAAUCUCGGCUUCAGGAAGCAGAAGCCAAAGCUUCCUCUGCGGAUGAAAGGGAGCGAUCCAUAAAUGAGCGCCUGUCUCAAACUCUAUCUCGGAUUAAUGUUCUUGAAGCCCAGAUUUCAUGUCUCAGAACAGAGCAGACACAGUUAAACAGAUCUCUUGAGAAGGAAAGACAAAGAGCAGCUGAAAAUCGGCAAGAGUACCUUGCAGCAAAGGAAAUCGCUGAUACUCAUGAAGGCCGUGUAAAUCAGCUUGAAGAAGAGAUCAAGGAACUAAAAAGAAAACAUAAAAGCGAGUUGCAAGAAUCACUAACUUACAGGGAACUCCUACUGCAGGAGUUAGAUCGGGAAAAAACAGAAAAACUGGAAUUGGAAAAGGCUGCUCAUAUACAGUCUGCUUCUGUGUCAGAUCAAAGCCUGACGACGAAGAACAAAACAACACUUGAGAAUGGGCAGUUAAAUCGUAAACUUUCAAGUGCUAGCAGUGUUGGCAAUAUGGAAGAAAGCUUCUUCUUGCAGGCUUCGCUAGAGUCUUCAUCCACUUUGCUAGAGCGUAGAAAUUCUGGAGAGGCUACCAUGAGUUCUUAUUACCUGAAGAGUAUGAACCCAAGUGCUUUUGAAGCUGCCCUUCGGCAAAAGGAGGGAGAACUUGCUUCAUAUAUGUCUCGCCUGGCUUCCAUGGAAUCUAUACGGGACUCACUUGCUGAAGAGUUAGUUAAAAUGACGGAGCAGUGUGAGAAAGAGCGAGGCGAGGCUUCUAUGCUGCCUGGCAUUCGGGCUGAGCUAGAUGCUUUAAGAAGGAGACAUACAGCUGCUUUGGAACUGAUGGGGGAACGUGAUGAGGAAUUGGAAGAACUCCGUGCUGAUAUCGUGGAUUUAAAAGAAAUGUAUCGGGAACAAGUUAAUUUACUUGUUAAUAAGAUUCAAAUGCUAAGUCCGCAAAUGGGUGCUGCUUGAUCACAUUGACGAUUUUCUGCGUCCAGUUUUCCGUCCAUGCAAUUUUAGCACAAACUUCUGUCGGCAUCUAAUUUUUCAUCCGAGCAAGUUUAGCAUCCUUUAAUAUCCGCAUCCAGUUUUCUGUCCAUGGAAGUGUAACUAUUUUUCUUACAA